This is a messenger RNA of Rhopalosiphum maidis (corn leaf aphid), 1665 nucleotides long. It is a transcript of the gene Yif1, whose product is annotated as protein YIF1B. Gene Ontology annotation, biological process: endoplasmic reticulum to Golgi vesicle-mediated transport. Lineage: Eukaryota; Metazoa; Arthropoda; Insecta; Hemiptera; Aphididae. The transcript is spliced from 7 exons. Gene Ontology annotation, cellular component: COPII-coated ER to Golgi transport vesicle; Golgi membrane; endoplasmic reticulum membrane. The record is from RefSeq and is a predicted model, not a curated record. Bases 254 to 1408 code for a protein of 384 amino acids.
AGCGAUACUGCGAUAAUGCUAUAGAAAAUUACAGUAUUAUACCUUAAUUUAAUAUUUUAAUCGUGAACCGAACUAAAAUGUAUAUGACGAGACUUUAUUUAUAAGUCGUUUUACUUGCAUUUUUCAGAUUAUUUUCAUUGGUACGGUAUUUGUUUUGAAUAUUAUUUAAUUAUUCAUAAUCGCAUGCACUUCGUAUCAUAUCCUCUGCAUUUUAUAAAGUAAUUCAAUAUUGCUAACUUUGAUUGAUAUCAAAAUGAAUUAUAACGACAACACAUUCAACACUAUGCCUGGUAACAGCAGCAACAAACGUCUAACACGACGACCUAUGGAAACACCAGGUUUAGAUGUGAAUAGUAUACCUGCACAACAAGUGCAGUACAACUAUACCCAACCAACAAUGUACUCCCCAUCACAAGAACCUCAAACUAUGCCAUCUCAACAACAAUUCUAUUACAACGAUUUUACAUCAAUUCCAUCACAACCACAACAAGGAUAUGGAAAUAACGAUUUUGGGUAUAUGGGAUCGGUGCCAACAGAUAACAUAAAUCAUCGGCAACAAUAUACACCAAGUCCUGGUCUAAAUCCUCAACAAACUCAACCAACAAUGUUUAACCCUUCAAAUAAUUUAGUUGAUGCAUUUGGAAGUAAUCCUCUUUUAGCAGGAGUUACUGUUCGAUAUGGUCAGAAAAUUUUGGGACAAGUAGUUGAUGAAAAUGUCGGCAAAUAUACAAGCGGAAUAAGUUCAGAAAUAAAACGUUAUUUUGCUGUAGACACCCGUUAUGUCAUCACUAAACUUGGUUUAUUAUUAUUUCCAUUUGCUCAUACAGAUUGGUCGAUUAUGUUGGAAUCAACUGGGCAAACUGAUGAUCGUCGACGAGCAAGACCAAAAACAGAUGUCAAUGCACCAGAUCUUUAUAUUCCUACUGUAGCUUUUGUAACAUAUUUACUGUUUUUGGGUCUCAUACUUGGUAAACAUGGACAAUUUAGCCCAGAACUUUUAAGUGUACAAGCUUCUCGUGUUCUUGCCUGGGAAGUAAUAGUGGUUUUAGUAGAAAUAUUGGCACUAUAUGUUACAAAUAUACAAAGUUCACUUCGUGCUUUUGAUCUAACAGCUUAUUCAGGAUACAAAUAUUUUGGAAUUAUAAGCUGUAUUCCAAUUGGGUUACUUUUAGGUGAAACUGCAUUUUAUUUUGCCUUACUAUACAUUGGAAUUGCAUUUAUAUACUUUUUGUUAUUUUCAAUGAGAUGGCAGUUGAAUUCAAUUGCAACAGUUGCUAAUGUUGGUCAACCAGUAGUAAUGGUUGAGUAUAAGCGCAAGAGGACAUUAUACUUCCUGAUUUUAGCAGUGGCUGUUCAACCAAUAACUACAUGGUACCUAAUAUCAUAUUUAACAUUUACUAUGAGAUGAAUACAAAUGGAAUACUUAACAAUAAAAUUAUUUUUUCCAUGAAGUAAUUUAAUAUAUGUUAUUAAAAACUGUAUAUAUAAUAUUAUACAUAUUUUUGUUUAUAUGUUUUAAUCGUCUUUGUUGGUAUGAUACUUUUUAAAACUACAUUUUUAGCAAUGUAUUACGCUACACAUUCUGAAAUAUGUAUAGACAGUUAAUUUGUAUGUAUUUAAUAGUAUAAUCAAUAUAAUUUUGUGCUUCUUAAAUAAAGAAUGUAA